Neofelis nebulosa (Clouded leopard) is the source of this 3834-nucleotide messenger RNA. It is a transcript of the gene OGDHL, whose product is annotated as oxoglutarate dehydrogenase L. Bases 189 to 3209 code for a protein of 1006 amino acids. Gene Ontology annotation, biological process: tricarboxylic acid cycle. Lineage: Eukaryota; Metazoa; Chordata; Mammalia; Carnivora; Felidae. The transcript is spliced from 24 exons. Gene Ontology annotation, cellular component: oxoglutarate dehydrogenase complex; mitochondrion. The record is from RefSeq and is a predicted model, not a curated record. Gene Ontology annotation, molecular function: oxoglutarate dehydrogenase (succinyl-transferring) activity; thiamine pyrophosphate binding.
GGCGCCACAGCGUCACGUGACCCAGGUAAUUGGCUGGGCUAGCAGCUCACCCUCUGCGCGCAGCCCCUGACUUGCAGCUUCCAGGACUGCGCUGCCGCGCGGACCCGACGGCCCGAGUUCCUGCUGGUUGCCCUGAGGAGCCUACUUUCCCUCGCUGGAGAAGACCACCCUCUUCUCUUUACCGCAAAAUGAGUCAGCUGAGGCUGCUGCCGUCCCGGCUUGGGGCACAGGCCUCGAGGCUCCUGGCCCCACAUGAUAUCCAGAUGUUCAGCCAGCGCAGCAGGUCGUCUGGGCCACCGGCCCCCUUCCCAAGCAGCAAACGUGGAGGCAGCUCCAGUUACAUGGAGGAGAUGUACUUCGCCUGGUUGGAAAACCCCCAGAGUGUCCACAAGUCCUGGGACAGCUUCUUCCGGAAAGCCAGUGAGGAAGCCACCUGUGACCCAGCUCAGUCACGGUUCCCUGAGAGCAGGCCAUCAGUCUCGAGCCGGACCAAGACCAGCAAGCUGGUGGAGGACCACCUAGCUGUGCAGUCCCUGAUCCGGGCCUACCAGAUUCGAGGCCACCAUGUGGCCCAGCUGGACCCCCUGGGCAUUCUGGAUGCAGACCUGGACUCCUUUGUGCCCUCGGACUUAAUCACAACCAUCGAUAAACUGGCGUUCUAUGACCUGCGGGAGGCUGACCUAGAUAAGGAGUUCCAGCUGCCCACGACCACCUUCAUCGGGGGAUCUGAGCAUACCCUCUCUCUGCGGGAGAUCAUUCGGCGCCUGGAGAGCACCUACUGCCAGCACAUUGGCCUGGAAUUCAUGUUCAUCAAUGACGUGGAGCAGUGCCAGUGGAUCCGGCAGAAGUUUGAGACCCCUGGUGUGAUGCAGUUUUCCAGUGAGGAGAAGCGGACCCUGCUGGCCCGGCUGGUGCGCUCCAUGAGGUUUGAAGACUUCCUGGCCCGGAAAUGGUCCUCGGAGAAGCGAUUUGGCCUGGAGGGCUGUGAGGUCAUGAUUCCUGCCCUCAAGACCAUCAUAGACAAAUCCAGUGAGAUGGGGAUCGAGAAUGUCAUCCUGGGGAUGCCACACAGGGGCAGGCUGAAUGUGCUGGCCAAUGUGAUCCGCAAGGACCUGGAGCAGAUUUUCUGCCAGUUUGACCCCAAGCUGGAGGCAGCAGAUGAGGGCUCCGGAGACGUCAAGUAUCACCUCGGCAUGUACCAUGAGAGAAUCAACCGGGUCACCAACAGAAAUAUCACUUUGUCCCUUGUGGCCAACCCCUCCCACCUGGAAGCUGUGGACCCUGUGGUGCAGGGAAAAACGAAGGCAGAACAGUUCUACCGAGGGGAUGCCCAGGGCAAGAAGGUCAUGUCCAUCCUGGUUCACGGGGACGCUGCCUUCGCUGGCCAAGGCGUGGUGUAUGAGACCUUCCACCUGAGUGACCUGCCCUCUUACACCACCAAUGGUACUGUGCACAUUGUCGUCAACAACCAGAUCGGCUUCACCACAGACCCCCGCAUGGCCCGCUCAUCACCAUACCCCACCGAUGUGGCUCGUGUGGUUAACGCGCCUAUCUUCCACGUGAACGCAGAUGACCCAGAGGCCGUGAUAUAUGUGUGCAGUGUGGCAGCUGAGUGGAGGAACACCUUCAAUAAAGAUGUUGUGGUGGACUUGGUCUGUUACCGCCGGCGUGGCCACAAUGAGAUGGAUGAGCCCAUGUUCACGCAGCCGCUCAUGUACAAGCAGAUCCACAGACAGGUGCCUGUGCUGAAGAAGUACGCGGACAAGCUCAUUGCUGAGGGCACCGUCACCCUGCAAGAGUUCGAGGAAGAAAUUGCCAAAUACGACCGGAUCUGUGAGGAGGCGUAUGGCAGGUCCAAGGAUAAAAAGAUUCUGCAUAUAAAGCACUGGCUGGACUCCCCCUGGCCCGGCUUCUUCAAUGUGGAUGGGGAGCCCAAGAGCAUGACGUGCCCGGCCACAGGCAUUCCCGAGGACGUGCUGACCCACAUUGGUGAAGUGGCCAGCUCCGUGCCCCUGAAGGACUUUAAGAUCCACACAGGCCUCUCUCGAAUCCUGCGGGGCCGUGCAGAUAUGAUCAAGAACCGGACAGUGGACUGGGCACUGGCAGAGUACAUGGCCUUUGGCUCCCUGCUCAAGGAGGGUAUCCACGUGCGGCUUAGUGGGCAGGAUGUGGAGAGGGGCACGUUCAGUCACCGGCACCACGUUCUCCAUGACCAGGAAGUUGACCGGAGGACGUGUGUCCCCAUGAACCACCUUUGGCCUGACCAGGCCCCCUACACUGUGUGCAACAGCUCCCUCUCAGAGUAUGGAGUCCUGGGCUUUGAGCUGGGCUAUGCCAUGGCAAGCCCCAAUGCCCUGGUCCUCUGGGAGGCUCAGUUUGGUGACUUUCACAACACAGCCCAGUGCAUCAUCGACCAGUUCAUCAGCACCGGCCAGGCCAAGUGGGUGCGGCACAACGGCAUCGUACUGCUGCUGCCCCAUGGCAUGGAGGGCAUGGGCCCAGAACACUCCUCAGCAAGGCCUGAGAGGUUCCUGCAGAUGAGCAACGAUGACUCCGAUGCCUACCCCGUGUUCACCGAGGACUUCGAGGUGAGCCAGCUCUACGAUUGCAACUGGAUUGUUGUCAAUUGCUCCACACCGGCCAACUACUUUCACGUGCUGCGCCGCCAGGUCCUGCUGCCCUUCCGCAAGCCGCUGAUCAUCUUCACACCCAAGUCUCUGCUGAGGCACCCGGAGGCCAAGUCCAGCUUUGACCAAAUGGUAUCCGGGGCCAGCUUCCAGCGGGUGAUUCCUGAGGAUGGGGCUGCGGCGCAGGCUCCUGAGCAGGUGCGGCGGCUCAUCUUCUGCACUGGAAAGGUGUACUACGAUCUGGUGAAGGAGCGGAGCAGCCAGGGCCUGGAGGAACAAGUGGCCAUCACCCGCCUGGAGCAGAUCUCUCCAUUCCCCUUCGACCUGAUCAAGCAAGAGGCAGAGAAGUACCCGGGCGCAGAGCUGGUGUGGUGCCAGGAGGAGCACAAGAACAUGGGCUACUAUGACUACAUCAGCCCGCGCUUCAUGACCAUCCUGAGUCGGGCACGACCCAUAUGGUACGUUGGCCGUGACCCAGCGGCUGCACCAGCCACAGGGAACAGGAACACUCACCUGGUUUCUCUGAAGAAGUUUCUGGAUACUGCCUUUAAUCUCCAGGCCUUUGAGGGCAAGACAUUUUAGAGCUGGCAAGGCCUGGCUGGGUAUUGCUGUGGGACUGGCUAGUGAGGGGAGGGACGGGUGUGCUCCUGCCCAGGAGAGGGGCCGCCCAGAGCCCCAGGAUAAAACAAUACUCACAUAAGUGAUUAAGGCCAAAGGUAGGUGCUGCUGGCUUCAGUAUUAUGCUACCUUGGACCUUGGUGUUUGUUUAUGUCAGAAUCUGUUAGGACUGAGCAAGCCAGAGGGCUCUGAUAGAUGGGCUGUAGUUCGGGAGUGUUUCCCUGCUUGCCCUGGUCUUCCUGAAAUUUUUGUGUGACUUCUCCGUCUCUGCUGUUCGUGUCUCUGCAGACAGCCACCCAGGAGCCCAUGUCUUUGGCCCCUAUCUCCCAUCCUGGUAGAUCUGGUUGCUGCUUACCCUGUCCUUGUUCAUUUGUAGAUUCAAGGAAUGUUCUGUUUCGUGCUCUUAGAAAUAAAGAUUUCAGCAAUAACAACCAGGUGAAGCAAAACCAUGCCAGGUGAUUUAAAUGUGCUCUGUUUUAUGGAGCGUGUCAUAAUGAGGUAUGUCAGCUCCUGUGUGAAAUACAGCCGCAGCUCAAGUGUACCAAAGCAGAAAACCAAAUAACAGAGAAAUAAAAAAGUGCUUAAGAGA